Messenger RNA from Thrips palmi, 687 nucleotides. RefSeq names its product zinc finger protein 436-like. Gene Ontology annotation, cellular component: nucleus. Gene Ontology annotation, molecular function: DNA-binding transcription factor activity, RNA polymerase II-specific; RNA polymerase II cis-regulatory region sequence-specific DNA binding. The coding region runs from base 1 to 687 and encodes 228 amino acids. NCBI's taxonomy places the organism in Eukaryota, Metazoa, Arthropoda, Insecta, Thysanoptera, Thripidae. The record is from RefSeq and is a predicted model, not a curated record. Gene Ontology annotation, biological process: regulation of transcription by RNA polymerase II. The transcript has 4 exons.
AUGGCGGAGGACCUGGAGGCGCCUGGAGGACGCGACUGCGGAGCGGACGAGGACGCCGGCCCUGGGGACCAAGGCGCCGUGGAGGGCGAGGACCUGGAGGCCCCCGAGUCUGGAGGGCGGCACUGCGGAGCGGACGGCGACUCUGGAGGCGAAGGCCCCGUCCCGGCGGAGACCCCGCAGCUGGUCAUCAGCGGCACCUUCUCGCUGGCUGGCCCGGCCGGCGGUGCGGGGCAGGUGGAGCAGGCCUCGCGGCGGCAGCGAGGCGGGAAGGCGCGGCUCGCGUACAAGUGCGGGGAGUGCGGCAAGAGUUUCCGGGCCGAGGCGGACCUGCGGAAGCACGUGGCGGGGCACUCCAAGGCGGGGCGGCACGCGUGCGGAGUGUGCGGCAAGCUGUGGACUUCGGCUUCGCAUUUAAAGCAACACGAAAGGAUCCACACCGGGGAGAGGCCGUACCAGUGUGACCAGUGUGGGAAGAAGUUCAUUCUUAGCCAACACCUCACUGUGCACAAGAGGACUCAUACUGGAGAGAAGCCGUACCAGUGUGACGUGUGCGGGAAGAAGUUUAUUCAGGAUCGCGAUCUUACGAGGCACAAAAGUCAAAUAGAUGGUAUCUAUGAAUUUGAUACGGAUUCACUUUGUAAUGCCAUAUUUCUCAUUCUUACUACGAGCAUUGCUGAUGUGAUUUGA